UGCCGUGUCUCCCAAGUCCCGCCGCCACUUCACCGGCUCGGCCCGCGUCAUGUCAUCCUUCUACAGCGGCUGGGAGCCCGAGGGCCCGUCGGUCAAGACCGAGAUCCCCGGGCCCAAGGCCAAGGCUGCCACCACCGUACUCAACGAGGUGUUCGACACGCGUAGCUUGAACAUGCUCACCGACUACUCCAGGAGUGCGGGCAACUACAUCGUCGAUGCCGACGGCAAUGUCUUGCUGGACGUCUACGCCCAGAUCGCUUCCAUCCCGCUCGGGUACAACAACCCGGCCCUGCGCAAGGCCGCGCAGAGCGACGAGAUGAUCAACGGGCUGAUCAACCGCCCCGCCCUGGGCAACUUCCCGCCCCUUGACUGGGCCGAGAUCCUCAAGACCGGCAUCCUCAAGGUCGCCCCCAAGGGGCUCAAUCAGGUCUUCACCGCCAUGGCCGGCUCCGAUGCCAACGAGACGGCCUACAAGGCCGCCUUCAUGUGGCGCCGCCAGCGCGACCGGGGCGGGCCGCAGGUCGAGUUCACCGAGGAGGAGAUGCAGUCCGCCAUGGAGAACAAGUCGCCCGGCGCGUCCCAGCUCUCCAUCCUCAGCUUCAAGUCCGCCUUCCACGGCCGCCUCUUCGGCAGCCUGUCGACCACGCGCUCCAAGCCGAUCCACAAGCUCGACAUCCCCGCCUUCGACUGGCCGCAAGCCACCUUCCCCAAGCUCAAGUACCCGCUCGACGAGCACGCGGCCGAGAACGCCGCCAUCGAGCAGGCCGCCCUCGACGAGGUCGAGCACCUGAUCAAGAACUACCACGUGCCGCCGUGCGCCGUGAUCGUCGAGCCGAUCCAGUCCGAGGGCGGCGACAACCACGCGUCGCCGGCCUUCUUCCGCGGCCUGCGCGAGAUCACGCGCCGGCACGGCGUGCUGCUGAUCGUCGACGAGGUGCAGACGGGCGUCGGCGCGACCGGUCGCUUCUGGGCCCACGAGCACUGGGACCUGCCGCACCCGCCCGACAUGGUCACCUUCAGCAAGAAGGCCCAGACGGCCGGCUACUACUUCGGCAACCCGGAGCUGCGCCCCAACAAGCCGUACCGCCAGUUCAACACGUGGAUGGGCGACCCGGCCCGCGCCCUGGUGUUCCGCGCCAUCAUCGACGAGAUCGAGCGCCUCGACCUGGUCCGCCACACCGCCCGCGUCGGCGACUACCUGUACGGCAAGCUGGAGCGCCUGGCCGAGAAGUACCCCGACGAGUUCCAGAACCUGCGCGGCAAGGGCAUGGGCACCUUCAUCGCCUUUGACAACCCGCGCCGGGACGCCUUCCUGGCCAGGGCCAAGAAGUUCGGCAUCAACAUCGGCGGGAGCGGGCAGAGCGCCGUGCGGCUGCGCCCGAUGCUCAUCUUCGAGGAGAAGCAUGCGGAUAUCCUGGUGGACGCGCUGGAGAAGAUUGUGACGUCGUGGUGAUGUCCUGGUUUUGAUUAAGGCAAAAAUCUUGUUGUUGUUGACAUGGGUUUGGCGGACGUCCGAGGGAGCGUGCUUGCUGUUUGUUGGUCCAGUUAGGCAUGCCACACCGCGACGGAUAAUCAAGGGUUGUUCAGCCGGGCGCGGAUAUGGAGUGAUAAUUUUGGUGUCGAACUCCCUCGAUGAGACAUGGCUCCUCAAGCUUGGCGGCUCUGCCAUCUUGGGGUCUUGUGCCCGGCAGACCAUGUCCAGUUCGUGAAGUCAACACCCUCCUUGCGAUGCCAAUUGGGGUUGUUCCAUCAGCUCAGAUUGCGCGACUGAGCACCAACACCCAUCCGCGGCGCUUCUCACCCUCCGAUGGAUGUCUCGAUCAGCACAGCUGGGGCAUAUCCUCCAACACCAUCCAUUCAUUCAUUCCCUCAGCCGCUCCAACACUGCCGACUGAAUAGCGAACGCCAGGACGUUGUUACA
This is a messenger RNA of Thermothielavioides terrestris NRRL 8126, 1921 nucleotides long. RefSeq lists its product as uncharacterized. The record is from RefSeq and is a predicted model, not a curated record. Bases 50 to 1453 code for a protein of 467 amino acids. Gene Ontology annotation, molecular function: pyridoxal phosphate binding. The transcript is spliced from 3 exons. Lineage: Eukaryota; Fungi; Ascomycota; Sordariomycetes; Sordariales; Chaetomiaceae. Gene Ontology annotation, biological process: GABA catabolic process. Gene Ontology annotation, cellular component: mitochondrion.